Argentina anserina (silverweed cinquefoil) is the source of this 1761-nucleotide messenger RNA. RefSeq names its product E3 ubiquitin-protein ligase At1g12760. The coding region runs from base 203 to 1357 and encodes 384 amino acids. The transcript is spliced from 5 exons. Gene Ontology annotation, cellular component: plant-type vacuole. NCBI's taxonomy places the organism in Eukaryota, Viridiplantae, Streptophyta, Magnoliopsida, Rosales, Rosaceae. Gene Ontology annotation, biological process: ubiquitin-dependent protein catabolic process; protein ubiquitination. The record is from RefSeq and is a predicted model, not a curated record. Gene Ontology annotation, molecular function: ubiquitin protein ligase activity.
CUUCAUCGUCGCCGUUGUCUUAUCCAACACCCGCGUCUCUUUAAUCUCUCCAAUUCGUCCCCGCCACAAAACCUCCGCCUAUUCGAUCUCCCCUAAAACGCACCGUUUCGCGAUCCCCAAAUGGCUUUAGCCAAUUGAGCUCACCAGAGCUAAUCAGCUUAGGGUAAAAAAUCAUCGUCGUUCGUUUUUCGAUUUCACCGAAAUGGCUUCUUAUUCACCCAACCGAUCCGCCGAGGACAUCGUCGACACGACGCCGCUGCUCAACAAUUCCGGCGGGUCUUCCGACGAGAGCAACUCCGGCCGCCGCUUCCUGCGCCAGCAGAGCCUCCGCCAGGCCGCGCGGUUCCUCCGCCAGGCCAGCAGCCGCCGCCUCAUGCGCGAGCCGUCGAUGCUGGUGCGCGAGACCGCCGCGGAGCAACUGGAGGAGCGCCAGAGCGAUUGGGCCUACUCCAAGCCCAUCGUCGUUCUGGACAUCAUCUGGAACUUCGCCUUCGUCGUCGUCGCCGCUACGGUCCUCGUUCUCAGCCGGCUGGAGUCACCGGAGAUUCCGUUGAGGCUUUGGAUCGUCGGCUACGCGCUCCAAUGCGUGCUGCAUAUGGUCUGCGUUUGCGUCGAGUUCCGGCGAAGGCAGAGCCGGCGGUUUCCGGGGCUGAAUUCCGGCGACGGAGGGAUUGGGAGCGGCGGGAAUACGAGCCCUAGGUCCCGAGACAACUCGUCGCAGUACGUGUCUUUGGCUGAUCACUUGAAUGAGGAGGGCACCGGGAGUGUUGCUAAGCAUCUGGAAUCUGCAAAUACAAUGUUUUCGUUCAUCUGGUGGAUCAUUGGAUUCUACUGGGUAUCAGCAGGUGGUCAAUCUCUGGCUCGUGUGUCCCCUCAGCUUUACUGGUUGUGCAUAAUAUUCCUGGGUUUUGACGUGUUUUUUGUCGUUUUCUGUGUUGCACUGGCUUGUAUCAUCGGGAUUGCUGUUUGUUGCUGUCUUCCAUGUAUUAUUGCACUUCUAUAUGCUGUAGCAGACCAGCAGGACGGCGCAUCUAAGGAAGAUAUUGAACAACUGUCAAAAUUCAAGUUCCGACGAGUUAGUAAUGAGAAAGUUGCAGCCGAUGCACAAGGACCUCAUGGAGGUGUAAUGACCGAAUGUGGAACAGAUUCACCCAUUGAGCAUGUUCUUUCACCAGAAGAUGCGGAGUGUUGCAUCUGCCUCUCUUCUUAUGAUGAUGGUGCAGAGCUAAGGCAGCUUCCUUGUGGUCACCAUUUUCACUGUUCCUGCAUAGAUAAGUGGCUUUUCAUUAAUGCCACCUGUCCUCUCUGCAAGUACAAUAUUUUGAAGAGUGGCAGCAAUGAGCAAGGCGAAGUUUAGAGGGUUACAGGAUUGUGCAGGAUUGUGCUCAGCACGUUUGAGUGUAAUGAAUGCAAAGCUCGGCACACAACUCAAUGCAGGCUUUACAAGUCCAGGUGGAGGGUAAUCUGAAACAAGCUUGGUAUCGACAUACCACAGUUUUAUUACCGACAUUGUCGUUGCUGUAGGGUAGUUGAAGCAGUUGUCGUCGAUCUUGUUUUCGUAGUAGACAGAAUGGCACUGGGUAUUAAUCUUUGCUCUGGCAUAUUUGAGUGUCAUUUGUACAUGGGUCUUGCCAGGGCAUCUCCGUAGUAAUUAUAUAUACACAUAUAACCGGUCUCAUUGUAGUGCUGGCUGCUCAGGAUCUUUGUGUUCAUUUGGUGCCAUAGAAAUUUGUUAAUAAAAGUUAAUAAGAAUGAUUGUUC